Molecule: messenger RNA, 1688 nt
Organism: Magallana angulata
Lineage: Eukaryota; Metazoa; Mollusca; Bivalvia; Ostreida; Ostreidae
Product: neuronal acetylcholine receptor subunit beta-2-like
Exons: 2
Coding region: 197-1426 (409 amino acids)
Biological process (GO): chemical synaptic transmission; regulation of membrane potential; signal transduction
Cellular component (GO): neuron projection; synapse; membrane
Molecular function (GO): neurotransmitter receptor activity; transmembrane signaling receptor activity; extracellular ligand-gated monoatomic ion channel activity
Source: RefSeq, a predicted model, not a curated record
CAUACUUUGAUAUCAUUUAAAAGAAAUGUGUUACGUUUCACUUACCUAAAAGAUGAUUUAAUACGGUACAUAAAUGAAGGUGUCUAUAACAAGUAGUCUUAUACGUGUAAAGUGUUAUGAAAAAGUGUGUUUAUUUUAAACAGGUAUGUUACCUUAAGUUACCUUAAGUCAAUAGUAUCUGUGGAAAUUUUUAAAAAUGAAACUACAACUGAUAGUAUCCAUCGUCGUAUUGUCGAAGUUCUGCACGGUCUAUGGAGUAACAGUUGAGGACUACAAAAAUCUUCAGAGACAUUUAAUGACGAAUUAUUCUAACAAGGUACGUCCGGUUAAAAAUCAAGACCAUACUGUCCAAGUUAUAGCGUCGUUUCAUCUGGCUGACAUUAACGAUGUGGAAGUAGUACAGCAACAAUUGGUCACCACUGCGUAUCUUUCCAUACUUUGGUUUGACGAGCUCUUGGUGUGGGACAAACAAAUCACUAAUAUACACAGACUGUAUUUUAAACAGAAAGACAUUUGGACUCCGGAUAUUGUUCUCAAAAAUGGUGUGAAAAAGCUUGAAGAGCUAGGAGGAGAGUUUUACUACUUAGAAGUUUCACCAGAAGGAAUAGUACAUUGGUUGCCGUAUCAGGUGUUUGAAAGUAAGUGUGACAUUGACAUAACAUAUUUCCCAUUUGACACUCAGGUCUGUGACAUCACCUUCAUCAGCUGGAGUUUUACUAAGCUUGAGGUCAACAUGACGCUGCCUGAGAGCGGUCCUUCUGUCGACUUCUAUGAUUUUAAUGAAAACUCAGUCUGGGGUAUUGAGUCCACAGGAGGUCGAAGGUCACAGUCAGAUAAUGCAGACUCGACCGUCACAUUUACUCUUCGUCUUCGUCGGAAGCCUCUGUAUUACGUCAUGAACUUGAUAGUGCCAGUGGUUCUCCUUGGCGUCAUCAGUCUCCUUGUAUUCGUAAUUCCCGCUGACGCCGGAGAAAAAAUGUCCUUCGCAGUCACAGUCUUCCUGUCUUUUGCUGUAUUUUUGUCCAUCAUCAGUAUGCAACUUCCGGUGAAUUCAGAGAAAACAUCGUUGCUAGGAGUUUACCUGGUCUUUCAAAUGUCCAUUGCUGUUGCCAUCAUUAUCAUCUCGGCGUUCCAACUCCGACUACACCAUCGGUGUGAAGAACGAAAAGUUGGCACGUUCUACAGGGGAAUUGUCAGAAUAGAGAGAUGUCUGCGAUGUGUAAAAUCAUUUUUGAGAUCUGAUGACAGUUUUUUGAAGAAAAAAUAUGAUUGGGGAAAUGAUUCUUGUGAACCAAAGGUUGACUACGAUGACGUAAGUUGGAAAGAUGUGUCGUCUGCUAUUGACUUUGUCUGUUUUUGGACAAUGCUUUUCUUUGGAAUAAUUGCAACGACAGUCCUCGUUGUGUACAUGAAUAUUGGAAUAUAAUUUAUAUUUUAAAAAAAAAUGUCAUUAAAAUGCUUGCAAGAAUUAUUUUUUUUUUCAGUCGGUGUAUCCACAUGCUCCUGAAAUUAUAAAUUAAACAUGAUAAUGACAUUUCCUGUCAACCAGUUCACAUUUGUUACUACAUUUGUAUCUGUUAACUAGUUUUAAAGGUUGUGGCAUUUGAUGGAGGGUUUUUUGGGUGUACUUUUAGGUUUUAGCGAUAUUUAUACAUGUUGUGUAAUAUGAAAUCACUUAGGAAAAUGCA